This is a messenger RNA of Theobroma umbraticum, 1727 nucleotides long. Its product is annotated as endoglucanase 1-like. Gene Ontology annotation, biological process: carbohydrate metabolic process. The record is from RefSeq and is a predicted model, not a curated record. Gene Ontology annotation, molecular function: hydrolase activity, hydrolyzing O-glycosyl compounds. Lineage: Eukaryota; Viridiplantae; Streptophyta; Magnoliopsida; Malvales; Malvaceae.
AGUAUUCUCAAAGCCUGGAAUCUGCUCGGAGAGGCAGACUUUGAGAGCGAAAAAAUGGCUCCUGCUAUAUUUUCAUUCACAGUGCAGAUUGUUUGUUUAACUCUUUUCUCUCUUAGCUUGCUUUGUACCGCCUUCACUUCUCAUGAUUACUCUGAUGCUCUCGAAAAGUCUAUUCUCUUCUUUGAGGGACAGCGGUCUGGCAGGUUACCGCCUAACCAGCGCCUCAAAUGGAGGGGAAACUCCGGUCUGUCCGAUGGUUCUUCCUAUCAUGUGGACCUCGUGGGUGGCUAUUAUGACGCUGGGGAUAAUGUCAAGUUUGGCCUUCCAAUGGCCUUCACAACAACAAUGUUGGCAUGGAGUGUCAUUGAAUUUGGCAGCUCAAUGCAGAACCAGAUUGAGAAUGCAAAGGCUGCCAUCCGCUGGGGUACAGAUUAUCUUCUAAAAGCAGCUACUGCCACCCCUGGCACCUUAUAUGUUCAAGUGGGAGAUCCAAACAUGGAUCACAAGUGCUGGGAGAGGCCAGAAGAUAUGGAUACCCCACGCAAUGUAUACAAGGUGUCCACUCAAAACCCAGGAUCUGAUGUAGCAGCCGAGACAGCUGCUGCAUUGGCUGCAGCUUCAAUUGUGUUCAAAGAAUCCGACCCUUCCUAUUCUGCCAAACUGCUUCAAACAGCCAAGGAGGUUUUUGACUUUGCAGACAGGCACCGAGGCUCUUACAGUGACUCUCUAAACUCAGUGGUCUGCCCAUUUUACUGCUCUUACUCUGGAUACCAGGAUGAGCUUCUCUGGGGUGCAUCCUGGAUCCAUCGAGCCUCACAGGACAACUCAUACUUAUCAUACAUCCAAUCCAAUGGCCACACGAUGGGGUCAGAUAACGAUGACUACUCCUUCAGUUGGGAUGAUAAGAGAGCUGGAACAAAGGUCCUUCUUUCCAAGGACUUCUUGGAGAAAAGCACAGAACAAUUUCAAUUAUACAAAUCACAUGCAGACAACUACAUAUGCUCCUUAAUUCCUGGAACAUCUGGGUUCCAGGCCCAAUAUACACCAGGAGGACUUCUCUACAAAGCAAGCGAGAGCAAUCUACAAUAUGUCACUACCACAUCUUUCCUCCUCUUGACGUAUGCCAAGUACCUUAGCGCAAAUGGUGGAGUUGCCACAUGCGGGACUUCAACUGUAACAGCAGAGAGCCUCAUAGCACAUGCGAAGAAGCAGGUGGACUACAUUUUGGGUGAUAAUCCAGCCAAAUUGUCUUUCAUGGUUGGAUUCGGAGGGAGGUAUCCGCAACACGUCCACCACAGGGGUUCAUCUGUACCAUCCAUUCAUGCACAUCCUGAUCGCAUCACCUGCAACGAUGGUUUUCACUACCUCUAUUCUAGCUCACCCAACCCGAAUGUCCUCGUUGGAGCCAUAGUAGGUGGUCCUGAUAGUAAAGACAACUUCGCAGAUGAUCGUAACAAUUAUCAGCAAUCGGAGCCAGCCACGUAUAUCAAUGCACCAUUUGUCGGAGCUCUUGCUUUUUUCUCAGGGAAAGCCACUGCAAACUAAAAGCUAGCAUCCUUCUAAUGUAGCAGUGAAUAUGAGAAGAAGAGAAGCUGAUGUAGUAAAAAGAAACGCUUCCAUUUCCAUAUUCUAUCUGGGAGAGAAUAUUAAUUUGUAACAAAUUUUGAAACCAUGCUUUCCAGCAUGGUAUCGUUAUCAGUAAUGUCAAGGAAACAUCAUUACCUAGA